AAGUAUUACAUAUUGGAUGUCGUGAUGGAUUAUAUCAAACCAUGCUUGUACCACAUGCAUUCAACCACAAAAAAAAAUGUUAGUUUGAAUAAUAUAUGAUAUUCCAACGCGUACAUUAAUUUCCAUUUGCUAAAAUGUUUAGAUGAAAUGCAACGUAUUGACAUGAUUUACUUUCAAAAUACCACAAUGAUAUUUGACCUGGACAAAGUAGACAGAUUUGUGGGAUAAAAUGUAAAUUACUUCAUAUACAUGCUUUAACAAAAUAAUAUUGUCCAACCGACCAACGUACGAAACACAUAGUGUCAAAAUGAUGGUCCAUAUUAACGUUAACCAUUUAAUAUACUAACAACUUCACUGCCCUUUAGUUUCCUGAAGAACUAGUACACGAUCAGGCUAGAGGUGUGGAGGAACUAUGCUACAACAACGGUUUUAUGGAACGACGGCGCGUACUUGGUAAAGAACAACUAUUCUGAGAUUCGGUCGUCACACAAAGGCAAAAGUAAAACUUCUAUGUAACAAUAAAGUCUUCAUAUUCAGGUUAUAUAACUCUUUAUUUAUGUUACUGUUUGGAGUGCAUAAAUCAUUUACAAACCUCUUGCCAAAUAAAAUGUCUGUAUACAAGUUACAUGUUUUUUUUAUCUGAAAAGAGCUGCAUUAUUAACGUUAUGUUUAGACCAAUUUGCUACUAAAUGCAAAAUGUAGCAUAUCAGCGUCAAGACCGCAGCAUUGGCCUGAUAAUGACACCCUGGUUAUAGAGAUAGCUGAUACACGCAACAGGUAUUUUGUCAUCGCAUCAAAGUCGACCAUGAAAAUGUUCUUGAGAAGUGUAUACAGUUGCAAUGAAUUGUCCUAUCCAUUUACUUGACCUUGCAGACCUCGCUCUGUGUUUAGAAUUCUACGAGUAAGGAAUUUAUCCACUGGCUUAUACACAAUGUAUGAGGUCGGUGGUUCUGCCCAGAUGCCUACCCCUGAUGAUAGGGCACCUAGGGUCUCAAACACUCCGGUUACAUUCCAUAAUCAUUUGGUCUUUACAGAAAAAAGUGCACAAUAUAUUCAUGCAUUAGAUAAGUGUACAGUAUACACUUUCAGUAGUCCCCACUAUACUGAUGAGUCACUGGGAUAAAUCACACAGAAAUUAAUUUCUGACCAUAAUUUAGGAGCACCAGUAGAAUGACAUAAAGAGUAGAUUCUAGACUAAUUCUACAGUCUGAAAAUAAGAGAAGACAUUAAUUACUGGCUCGUUAUGUUGAAAAAAAAGCAACAACAAAACAAAACUGGAUUUUCCUAACAAUCAAAUAUACAUAGAGAAUGUUUACGUGUAUAGUUAACAAUCCUACGCAAGUGUUCUAUUUCUGUUUCAAUAUCUACGUAUAUGAAGUACAUCUACAUAAACAUGUGACCUCUAAACAAUGCAUUAUUAGUUUUUUAUUACAUUAACAGAAAAUAGAUUAUUACAAAAGGGACGUUUUCAGAAUGAAUAUGGACUCGUUGCGUACUGGAUUUGAGCAAUAUAUCGAGCGUUUGGAAAAGCAAGCUGAACCGAGCAAGAACGAUGUAAGGUACGGACAAUAUGUUCAUUAUGCAAACUGCUUUUUGGAGAAGUUUGGAAUGGAAAGGGUUUAUAUGGUAGGGAGCACUGGGGACAGGACUAAACUCGCAUGGUCCAAAGAUGAUGGCGAUGCAGAUAUUCUUGUUGUGUCUGGAAAACUAGAGAUAUCUGUAGAAAAUCUUGAAUUUAAACCUUACAACCCGUGCUAUGUUUGGAUUCAUGCUGAUAAUGUCAGUAAACAACUAGGUCUACAAUUAAUUGAUAGCCUCUAUUUAUCAGCACAUUCACUGCGUGAGCUGAAACCAGAGUUAUUCACCAUUUUACGAGCCAUUCACUCACAUGUUACUGCUGGUUUCGACCGUUUACCGGAAGCUGGUGAAAAUGACACAAUUAUUACCGUUACGUCGAAAGUAGGUCUCGCAAGUACAAAAUACAGAAAUUUUAGAAUUUACGGUGAUAUCCCUCAACACCAGCGAGAAAGUCGGAAAAACAAUUUUGCACGGAGUGAAGAAGCAGAACGAUAUUUAACUAAAAGAAUGGCUAAUGUCGAAGUACAUGAGUAUGACAUGAAAAUGCUACAACGAAUAAUGAAAGUACUAAAGGUAGCAAAACGACCCGGAGGAUUCAGAGAUAACUCUGGCAAGAUUGCAUUUUUUGCAACAGCUUUAGAAGAUGCUCUGAAACGUCCAAAACUUAAAACGGUUUCAGACAAAGGCGAUUGCGGGGCAGAAAAUAACACUGAAGAGCCUAUACACCCUUUGAAAUAUGAAAAUAGCUUUGACGAAUUUGUUCACCGAAAUGUUAGAGUGGCCUACAAAGAAAAACACCACCGAGAUGUUGUUCCUGCGCUUCGGGUAAAAGGGGAAAUCAUGUACAUGCAACAAUGGAAAAGACGAGUUAAAGACGCAGGAUGGGAAGAAUCGAAGAUAAAGGACAUCUACAAUACAGAUGUAUUUGUGGUCUCACGAAUAGCACCAGUUAGUCCAAAUUUUGAUAAGGACUUUUGUUUGUCGUUUAAUUUAGCGGAGCAGAAAUUAGUAAAAUUGAUGACAAAUAUUCAACGUAAAGUUUUUCUGGUAUUGAAAUCCUUUCUUAAAGGGACAUUUGAACGGAGACACAGCGAAGAAAGAUUGGAACUGAAAUUUAAAACGUACCAUAUGAAAACUCUUCUCUUCUGGCUGUAUGAAACGUAUAGCAGUUCAAGUAUGGGAACAGAUACAGAAAAAGUCCAAACCGAUUUGAACGUGGCCCUUAAUUACCUACGGAAAAAACUUAUCGAUAGAGAGCUAUUGCAUUACUUUGUUCCUAGUAAUCUGUUUGUUGACUUUAAAGAAGCAGAUUUCAGAGUUCUUUUAGAAUGUGUGGACAUAAUAAAAUGCGACAUUUCUAGUAGUUUUGAUUUUUAUUUCAAACUAAAUGAUGGGAAACCAGUAGAGAAAUGGUUGUCUGAGGAAGAAACAAAAUGCAUUUUACAACUGACGUCAGAUGGAGGAAGAAGUCAGCAUAUUGACAGGUUAGAAGAUGCAGUGAUUGACCUGCAAAUAGGUUUUAAUGAUAGUGAGAGAGAUUGCAAAGGAAGGUCGCCUAUAAAGGCAGCUGUAAUAGACACUGUUAGACUAUAUCUAAACGAUGAAAAGCACAUCGACUUUCAUUUAUUCAAAAAGAUAAAUGGUUAUGUGGUUGAUUUCAUUGGUGACAAGGAAGGACGUAUGGAAGACGUGGAUAAAAUGAUUGCAAACGCUCUUGACAUUGUAUCUAUCUUCAAUAAAGAUGUAAAGAAAAUUAUGACAAGAUUUGGUGGCAAGGAAGAAAUGACAAAAAUGUUGCACGGAGCAUUUGUAGGAAAGGCUGUAGAUUUCAGUGUUGGACUCGAAGAGCAGAUUAUAGAAACGAUAGAUCGUUAUUUGUCAUGUGAUGACACUGAGGAAGACAACAUAUGUGCGGAACUUAAAUACAAACUGCUUGGAUAUUUUUCAGGCAGGAAGGAGUUUCCUCACCUGACGAGCUUAAGGAUCUAAUACGUUCGGUCUUAGAUGAUAAGACUUGUGAUGAAAAUGAGUUGAUUAGAACUUACUUAACCAGAUCUUGUAUAACAUAAUCAUGCGCUCUUGCUGUCAUUGUUAUUGGCAACACAGAUGGAUAUUAAAGUGUGAAAUUAAAACAAACGGUAUGUCUGGCGGGCAGUUUACGUUAAAAUGCGAUGCCGCAUCUUAAACAUCCUUCUUUCCUAGACUAUCUAAGAAUAGAUUACACUGCAAUAUGUGUAUGUUAAAUAUCAGGAAUUGUGGCAAAUGUUUGACCAGUAUUGUUUGAACAGUAUUAUCAUUAUGCGAUUUUUAAAGUUAAAACGUAUGAUUAAAUGCAUGUACAUGGUCUAUUUCAGGCGUUUGAUGCUUGAACUCCCUGUCGUAACAUAUCUCAAGAGAUCAAUGUCCAGCUGGUGCAUCUUAAAUUAUUCAGCCACAGAAAACAUCAUUUUCUAAAAUCAAAAGAACCGAUAGUCUGUCUAGCUUUUCAUUUGUUUUGUAUGUAUUACAGAAUAUGGACUACUCCUUUGUAAUGAAUUUACAACUAUGCUUAUUUCGCCAAAGGCGUAGCAUUGAAUAAAUACAAAUGUUAUACAUUUUUGACUAGCGAAAGUGAAAUAGAUAAAGGAUAGUUAUGUAUUGUACCACUUUUGUGUAAAUAAUCCAUAGUUAACAACAUUAUUUUCGAUGAAGAGUUAUCGCUCUCAGACAACAGCCAUGGUGUGCAAUUUCUUUUUUUGAAAAUUAUUGGGGUUUAUUAUAAUAACAAGUUUCAUUAAUUAUUUCAAGUUAUCACACGAUCCUGCAUCAGAUGAAUAAAAUGGAUUAAAAAUGGCAAGCCGGUUUUCAAAUUGUAGAGUACCACUACUACGAAAUGCAAGGAUUGUAGCAUUGCACAGUUUCUUACAAAGAUAUACCUAAGAAUGAAUGAACGUGUACCUAACUGGAAGACAGCUAAUAGUUGUAUGUCAUACUUAAAUGAAAGCUCGGCAUUGUUAUUAUUUCUAAUCUGUGAGGAUCAUUUAGAAUUUACCCUUAUCAUGCUUGACACGUUUGAUUCUGCCUUUGCGACCAGUGCAGACCCUGAUCAGACUGCUUAUCCGCGCAGUCUGAUCAUGAUCUGCACUAUUCGCCAUUCAGCCAGUAUCUUUUUGCUUUGCACCCCAUUAAACAGUUAAUGGUACUGUCCGAAUUGAAAGAUGGAUAAAAUCAUUAAAGAAAAGCAGGAUAAGGGUUAAGAAACAGUAUAUGUACAAGUUGCUCUUAGACUAUUGUUAUUUCCGUUCUUUUUCGCUUGUAUGCCCUCAAUAAAUUCGAAGAUGUU
This is a messenger RNA of Mercenaria mercenaria, 4900 nucleotides long. RefSeq lists its product as uncharacterized. Bases 1474 to 3567 code for a protein of 697 amino acids. The transcript has 2 exons. NCBI's taxonomy places the organism in Eukaryota, Metazoa, Mollusca, Bivalvia, Venerida, Veneridae. The record is from RefSeq and is a predicted model, not a curated record.